AUGAAGUCCAGUCUCGGCUGUAAGGUGUACGGCUCGCUGCUGGCGCUGGCCUACCUGGAGGCUGUCGUCUGGACGUCCUGCGUGUUCUUGACCUUCGUCUUGGCGACUACCGCCGCGGACUCCCACGAGUACCUCAUCCGGGAAACGGUGAACUUGAAGUGCGUCGGAGGCCAGGUGCUGUCAAGCCAGGUGGCGAAAAGAACCGAGAUCCAUGAGACAGAAUUGUUCACCUGGGUCGAGUCCCGCUGCCGUCUGCGCCACAUCGAGUCCCUUGAGCAAGAGAAGCCUGAGUGCUCGUCGGAGCAGCGCAUUGGCUUGCGCUUAAUCUACGGGCCGGAAUACAAGGGUGUGCCAGCGCCCUCUGCUGGAGUGAAGGUGAUUUUGUGA
This is a messenger RNA of Ostreobium quekettii, 387 nucleotides long. Lineage: Eukaryota; Viridiplantae; Chlorophyta; Ulvophyceae; Bryopsidales; Ostreobiaceae. The record is from the annotation of a GenBank genome assembly.